AUGGUCAAGUCCAAGCAACUCAAGAUUCUCCGUAAAAAGAUGGAAAAGGUGAACAAAGCUGGUCUGGACUUGCCUCCCAAUGCGUGGCCCAAGAACAACAACAAAAGCAAUGCUGCUGUCACCAAUGACGACGACGACAACGAAAAGGAAAAUACUGGACACUUGGAGGAUCUGACGUUACACUCGUGGAAUGCGGACCAUCUCAAGAAGGACAACGACAAGCGACGACUCGAGGAAUUUUUGUCGCUCUUUGAAACCAACAUGGGAGAGUAUUAUCGCAACAGCGAAUGGGGUCUCAAUUUGGAAACCAAGACGACGGAAUUUUUGCACGCUCGCGCCCGCUUUCUCGUGUUACUUUCGAAAGAGGACGACGAUAAAUUGGCGGGAUUUUGUCAUUACCGAUUGGAAUACGAUGACGAAGACGAACCCACGGCCGUGGUGGCAUAUGUCUACGAGCUACAAAUUGUCGAACAGUUUCGACGCAAGGGAUUGGGCAAGAAAUUAACCGCCAUUGUGGAGACCUUGGCACACUCGAUGGAAUUGCCCAAAGUCAUGCUCACGGUAUUUCGAGCCAAUCAGGCUGCCAUGAAUUUUUAUCAAGGUCUACAAUAUGGUGUUGAUGAGGACAGUCCCAGUCAGCAUGGACAAUUUGCUGAUUAUGAGAUAUUGAGCAAACAAGUCUAG
This is a messenger RNA of Seminavis robusta, 684 nucleotides long. The record is from the annotation of a GenBank genome assembly. NCBI's taxonomy places the organism in Eukaryota, Bacillariophyta, Bacillariophyceae, Naviculales, Naviculaceae.